CUGCAGAUCCAGACUCCAACCCUGGGCUCAGACCAAAAAGCUGCUCCAGAACUUCAACAUGAGCGGCCAGAUCCGUUUAGAUACCAAUCUGGAAAAAGCUCAUGCAAUGAAGAAUGAGGACAAGGUCUUCAGGUACAAUGGGAUUCUGUACCCCAUCAUCAGGACCCCAGAGGAGAAUUUGAAGGCCCUCGUGAAUUUAGAAGCCAGACCAGAUGACGUCAUGCUGGUGGCCUUCCCCAAAUGUGGCUUCAACUGGAUGUUUGGGGUUCUGAAGAAGAUUGUAGCUGCUGUCAAAGGAACAGAAAGUCAGAUAAUGGUGCAUCCACUGAUUGAGUUUCUCAGCCCGGCUAAGCAACAGAUGCUGGCUGACUUACCAUCUCCCAGAGUCCUCGGGACACACUUGCUACCCCAGAACAUGCCUUCUUCUUUUUUCGCCAAGAAGACCAAGAUCGUGGUUAUGUUCCGGAACCCUAAAGACACAGCUGUCUCCUACUUUCAUUUCACCAACAACAACCCAGUGCUGCAGACCGCUGAGUCCUGGGACAAGUUCUACUCGGACUUCAUGCAAGGAGAAGUCCCCUGGGGUUCUUAUUUUGACUACGCCCUGGCAUGGGAGGAGCAUAUCAACGACCCCAACGUUUUGGUUGUGAUCUUUGAGGACAUGAAGCAGAACCUGUGCAAAGGGAUCGAGCGGAUCACCCAGUUUUAUGGGUACAGCUUAACUGAGGAGCAGGUCCAGAGCAUCGCCAAGGCGAGCGGCUUCGAGGCGAUGAAGGAGAGCUCCAGGAGCACGUAUGGACAAAUGGCCGACAUUAUAUUCAGGAAAGGCGAGGUGGGAGACUGGAAGAACCUCUUCACUGCGGACCAGAGCCAGGAGAUGGACGCUGCUUUCGAGAAGCACCUGGCUGGGACCAUGCUGGGUACCAAGCUGAAGUAUGAUGUUUACUGCAAGUAGGCUGUGAAGGCCGUGACAGACAGGAGCGAGACGUGCAGGAACGUGUAGGGAGUCUAAACCUCAUAUAUACAAACCUCAUAUAUUAAUGGUAAAUGAUCUUAGGUUAGAAGUGAGGACACUGGACUUCUGUACAGGGUGGGUUUCUUUAUAAAUUCUUCGAAUGCACUAUACAGUUGUUGCUUUUUUUAUUAACGUCGUGGAUCAUAUCUGCUGUGCAUUAAAAUUUGCCUUGAUUGAA
This is a messenger RNA of Brienomyrus brachyistius, 1193 nucleotides long. RefSeq names its product sulfotransferase 6B1-like. NCBI's taxonomy places the organism in Eukaryota, Metazoa, Chordata, Actinopteri, Osteoglossiformes, Mormyridae. Bases 59 to 955 code for a protein of 298 amino acids. Gene Ontology annotation, biological process: sulfation. The transcript has 7 exons. The record is from RefSeq and is a predicted model, not a curated record. Gene Ontology annotation, molecular function: sulfotransferase activity. Gene Ontology annotation, cellular component: cytoplasm.